ACAGGGGCUGACAUCACUUAGGAAAGCGAAGGGGGUAGGGCUGCCAGAUCAGUUUGUCACCACCCAGGCUCCCUUGCCUUUGGCUGGGUGCAACUUCCAUUUUAGGUGUUGGAUCUGAGGGGGAAAAAAAAGAGAGAGGGAGAGAGAGAGAAAGAAGAGCAGGAAAGAUCCUGAAAGGAGGAAGAGGUGGCGAAAAAUCAACUGCCUUGCUGGAUUUGUCUUUCUCAGCACCUUGGCGAAGACUUGGGUUUCUUUCUUAAAGGACUGGUUUUUAGAACUCCACAUUUGAGCUCUCUCCUUCCUGCUUCCUCCUUGCUGUGGUGGCUGGGAUGCUUCUUCCAUGACUUUUUGAAUCUAGACUGGGCUGUUCUCUGUGUUAAACCAAUCAGUUGCGACCUUCUCUUAACAGUGUGAAGUGAGGGGGUCUCUCUCCCUCCUUCUCCUUCCUCUGUGAUUCACCUUCCCUUUUACCCUGUCCUGCGGCGGCUCCGCCCCUUACCUUCAUGGAGGACUCAGAGGUGGAGUCGACCGCCAGCAUCUUGGCCUCUGUGAAGGAACAAGAGGCCCAGUUUGAGAAGCUGACCCGGGCGCUGGAGGAGGAACGGCGCCACGUCUCGGCGCAGCUGGAACGCGUCCGGGUCUCACCACAAGAUGCCAACCCACUCAUGGCCAACGGCACACUCACCCGCCGGCAUCAGAACGGCCGGUUUGUGGGCGAUGCUGACCUUGAGAGACAGAAAUUUUCAGAUUUGAAACUCAACGGACCCCAGGAUCACAGUCACCUUCUAUAUAGCACCAUCCCCAGGAUGCAGGAGCCGGGGCAGAUUGUGGAGACCUACACGGAGGAGGAUCCUGAGGGAGCCAUGUCUGUAGUCUCUGUGGAGACCUCAGAUGAUGGGACCACUCGGCGCACAGAGACCACGGUCAAGAAAGUAGUGAAGACUGUGACAACACGGACAGUACAGCCAGUCGCUAUGGGACCAGACGGGUUGCCUGUGGAUGCUUCAUCAGUUUCUAACAACUAUAUCCAGACUUUGGGUCGUGACUUCCGCAAGAAUGGCAAUGGGGGACCUGGUCCCUAUGUGGGGCAAGCCGGCACUGCUACCCUUCCUAGGAACUUCCACUACCCUCCUGAUGGUUAUAGCCGCCACUAUGAAGAUGGUUAUCCAGGUGGCAGCGAUAACUAUGGCAGUCUGUCCCGGGUGACCCGCAUUGAGGAGCGGUAUAGGCCCAGCAUGGAAGGCUACCGGGCACCUAGUAGACAGGAUGUGUAUGGGCCCCAACCCCAGGUUCGGGUAGGUGGGAGCAGCGUGGAUCUGCAUCGCUUUCAUCCAGAGCCUUAUGGGCUAGAGGAUGACCAGCGUAGUAUGGGCUAUGAUGACCUGGAUUAUGGUAUGAUGUCUGAUUAUGGCACUGCCCGUCGGACUGGGACACCCUCUGACCCUCGUCGGCGCCUCAGGAGCUAUGAAGACAUGAUUGGUGAGGAGGUGCCAUCGGAUCAAUACUAUUGGGCUCCUUUGGCCCAGCAUGAGCGAGGAAGUUUAGCAAGCUUGGAUAGCCUGCGCAAAGGAGGGCCCCCACCUCCUAAUUGGAGACAGCCAGAGCUGCCAGAGGUGAUCGCCAUGCUUGGAUUCCGCUUGGAUGCUGUCAAGUCCAAUGCAGCUGCAUACCUGCAACACUUAUGCUACCGCAAUGACAAGGUGAAGACUGACGUGCGGAAGCUCAAGGGCAUCCCAGUACUGGUGGGAUUAUUAGACCAUCCCAAAAAGGAAGUGCACCUUGGAGCCUGUGGAGCUCUCAAGAAUAUCUCUUUUGGACGUGACCAGGAUAACAAGAUUGCCAUAAAAAACUGUGAUGGUGUGCCUGCCCUUGUGCGAUUGCUCCGAAAGGCUCGUGAUAUGGACCUUACUGAAGUCAUUACUGGAACCCUGUGGAAUCUUUCAUCCCAUGACUCAAUCAAAAUGGAGAUUGUGGACCAUGCACUGCAUGCCUUGACAGAUGAAGUGAUCAUUCCUCAUUCUGGUUGGGAGCGGGAACCUAAUGAAGACUGUAAGCCACGCCAUAUUGAGUGGGAAUCGGUGCUCACCAACACAGCUGGCUGCCUUAGGAAUGUAAGCUCAGAGAGGAGUGAAGCUCGCCGGAAACUUCGGGAAUGUGAUGGUUUAGUUGAUGCCCUCAUUUUCAUUGUUCAGGCUGAGAUUGGGCAGAAGGAUUCAGACAGCAAGCUUGUAGAGAACUGUGUUUGCCUCCUUCGGAACUUAUCAUAUCAAGUUCACCGGGAGAUCCCACAGGCAGAGCGUUACCAAGAGGCAGCUCCCAAUGUUGCCAACAAUACUGGGCCACACGCUGCCAGUUGCUUUGGGGCCAAGAAGGGCAAAGGGAAAAAACCCAUAGAGGAUCCGGCAAAUGACACAGUGGAUUUCCCUAAAAGAACGAGUCCAGCUCGGGGCUAUGAGCUCUUGUUUCAGCCAGAGGUGGUUCGGAUAUACAUCUCACUUCUUAAGGAGAGCAAGACUCCUGCCAUCUUAGAAGCCUCAGCUGGAGCUAUCCAGAACUUGUGUGCUGGGCGCUGGACGUAUGGUCGAUACAUCCGCUCUGCUCUGCGUCAAGAGAAGGCUCUUUCUGCCAUAGCUGACCUCCUGACUAAUGAACAUGAACGGGUGGUGAAAGCUGCGUCUGGAGCACUGAGAAACCUGGCUGUGGAUGCUCGCAACAAAGAAUUAAUUGGUAAACAUGCUAUUCCUAACUUGGUAAAGAAUCUGCCAGGAGGACAGCAGAACUCCUCUUGGAAUUUCUCUGAGGACACUGUGGUCUCUAUUUUGAACACUAUCAAUGAGGUUAUCGCUGAGAACUUGGAGGCUGCCAAAAAGCUUCGAGAGACACAGGGUAUUGAGAAGCUGGUGUUGAUCAACAAAUCAGGGAACCGCUCAGAAAAAGAAGUUCGAGCAGCAGCACUUGUAUUACAAACAAUCUGGGGAUAUAAGGAACUGCGGAAGCCACUGGAGAAAGAAGGAUGGAAGAAAUCAGACUUUCAGGUGAAUCUAAACAAUGCUUCCCGAAGCCAGAGCAGUCAUUCAUACGAUGAUAGUACUCUCCCUCUCAUUGACCGGAACCAAAAAUCAGAUAAGAAGCCUGAUCGGGAAGAAAUUCAGAUGAGCAAUAUGGGAUCAAACACAAAAUCGCUAGAUAACAACUAUUCCACACCAAAUGAGAGAGGAGACCACAAUAGAACACUGGAUCGAUCGGGGGAUCUAGGCGACAUGGAGCCAUUGAAGGGAACAACACCCUUGAUGCAGGACGAGGGGCAGGAAUCUCUGGAGGAAGAGUUGGAUGUGUUGGUUUUGGAUGAUGAGGGGGGCCAAGUGUCUUACCCCUCCAUGCAGAAGAUUUAGCACCACUGUCUCCAUUCCAUCUGGGCUUAUAUGUACUUUUAUUUUUUGGUGGUGAAAUUGACUGAUGAUUUUCCUUUUUCUUCGCUGGACUAUUGUGCCAACUGCCAGGCUGCCUCCUGCCCUUACAGCCCUAAGUGGCUGCCUUCUUUCCAUCAACUCCCAACUUCUUCUGGUGAAGUUUAAUUGUCUCAAUGCUUCCCCCUCGCCCAUUCCCUCCAUUUUCUCCCAAGAAGCCUGACUCAGUUAUUUGCAUCUUUUGAGAAACUGCUGCAGAUUAGUUCUUUUUGCCAGUUCUCCUUGGAACUCUUGGCCUUUUGUGGAGGGAGGGAUGGAGAGAAUAGCAAUCUUCACUGGAAGCCGUGGGAAGAAUUGGAAGUUACAUGCUGUAUAUGCAAUGUCCAGCAGUCUGAUAAACUGAUGAUUCUUAAUCAAGAUUUUUUUCCUGGUGGGGAAGGGACUUUUAUUUUCUUUUAGAGAGGGGAAAGUGUGAACUUUUCCCUUAUUCCUAAUGGCUAUUUUUGAAGCAAAGAAGGCCGGCAACAUUGGCACAUGCCACCUGGCAAAGGACCCUUGAGUAAGUGAAGGUCUCCUAGAACUGGGAUUAAGAAACCUUGCUCUCCUCAUCUCCAAGGCAGGGACCAUCAAGAACCUACAGACUCCAUCUCUUCUGCAAGCCUCAUGCCAACCCUGGGCUAUUGCUGCUGCCCCUUAAACAGAGGCUGUCCUUAACCCACUUCUCCCGCCCUGUGAUAUGUCUGCUGAGUUGGCCUGGCCAUUUCCAAGAGGCUAUAGAAAGGGGAGAAUGUCAAGGAAGACUUUCGGUUGAGAAGGAGCAGAAAGAUGUGUUUUUGGGAAGAAGAAGACCUCUAGGAGGAGCUAGUAGGAAUGUACAUGAAACGAUUAGUCUGAAACUGGCUUCCCCACUCCCCUGUUUCUCCUUUUCCUAUCCUUAUAGGCCUGUCCCUUGCCUCUGCCCUGGAUUGGUUGGCAAACUAAAGGACUUGAUGUACAUAACUCCUGUCCCUUUUACCCUUACAAGGUGGGGAUUGCCCCUGGCUUUGCCUCUUCUUUGUGCCUUUGGCCUGGGGUGCAUCUCCUCCUGCCCUUCCAUGUGCCUUUCUUUGCCUCUGCAGUCUCAUUUCUCAUAAUUUUGCAAAUUAUAUUUUGUUGCUUUCUUACCUACUAUUGGCCCUAAAUAGCAGAAAGAAGAGAAGUGACCUAGAGAACCUCAGAUUCUUCACUGAGGAUUGGUAUAGCCAUGAUUUCAGUCAUAGCAAGCUUUUGCUCAACAGCAUAUGGGUGGGGUUUUGCCAAAAUUCUAUUCUGAGGAUCUCAAAGUAAGGUUGGUAAGGGAAGUGAGUGGUGUGACUCUUACUCCUUAGGUGCCCAGAAUUUACCGUCAUCUCUGAAGGAGUUACAGGGAAGUGGUCUCCCCAAUUGUCCCCUCCCUCCAGUAUUGCCUCCUCUCACUUUAGCAUAUGUUAAUUAGCAGGUUGGGCUAGAGAAAUCAGCUGCUAUGCGGGUUGAUUAUUAUUAUUAUUUUUAAUCCUUUUCCUUAUUUGCCUUCUACUCCCCUUAAUCUAAUCUAAAAGCUCUGUUCCAUGCAACUGGAGUUCUUUAUCCCUCUCUUCCCCUUCCCUUAUAUAUUGAGGCUAUGGGGUAGGAGAAAAGUGCACAACCCACCACCCCCUUUACUCGUGCAUUAAAAUUUCUCAUUUACCCUUUCCCCCUUUCCAUUUCUUCCCACUUUCAUCUACCUUUUCUGGCAAAAAGGAGCCUUUUGCUCUCUGUGACCCCUAAGAGCAUACUGCACAGGGGAAAUUGCCCCAUCCAGACCUGGCUCCACUCUUGAUUUCUUUUGUCCUCUUCUGCUCUUUUCCUGGUGCUCUUUUUUCUCGGUGGGGUGUGGGUAAUAGAACAGCCAUGGGCUUUUGGGGACCUUUAACUUUUUUUUCCCUCUUUUGUUUAUAAAAACACUAAACAUUCAAUUCCAGAGAACCAAAAAUCCCACCUUCCCACCGAACACUACUAAGGGGCCUGUGUUCUGCUCCAUACCUUUUCUCUUUUCUUUCUGUCUUGUUAAUGCUUUUAAAAACAAAUGAGUUUUUUAUAUAAAUAAAGUUUUUAAAGUGUGUAUGUGGGGGGUCUGUGUCAUUUCUUCACUUCAAGCUGUUAUUUCUUCCCUGCUUUUCAUCUUUGUUACUUCCUUAUGUAUCAGUGUCCUUUCCAGAGCAACCAGAAGGAGGUUAUACCAGGAUUUAUUUUGAGCUCAGCCCCAAGUCUUAUUAAGCAACAUUCUUGUUAACUAUAUGUGAAACAUUUUUUUCUUCUGAAGAUUCUUAAAAAUUGAAUGUGGCUGAAGUUGAACAUGGGAGCUUAUUGCUAACUUAAGAGAUAGGAAACUGAAGCAUAAAGAAUUAGUGACUUACUUUAAUUACUGGGAUUCUUUUGCAACAUUUGACAAAACUGACAUUGAAUAAGGUCCACUGUAAUAUGUAGCCCUCUUAAAUAUAACACUUAGGACUAGAAGAUGAGAAACUACCAAUCCCAACUACCUAAUAGGAAAAUGUAGGAUCAAAAGGCCCAUGUAUAUAAGUACUGACCACUGGGCCAUCAUGUUGCUUCUCAGGCUAUAUGCAGUCCUUUAGUCAGAAGUCAGUAGACAGGCCUAUUUAUUAAUAUUUUACAGACCAUGUUACCUGGAUUACUAGGAACUGUCUUUGCUGCAGAGACCAAGGGUUAAGAUCUAUGGGAAGAGACUUAUUUUUCUGAGGUCUUUAUGUCCUGUCAUAUAAUUAAAGACUAAAGAGAAUUUAUGUGAAAUGCUUUCUGUAUGCCCAAAUCUUUAGAUUAAAAUUAUAUAGCUGCUCCUGA
Molecule: messenger RNA, 6266 nt
Organism: Piliocolobus tephrosceles (Ugandan red Colobus)
Lineage: Eukaryota; Metazoa; Chordata; Mammalia; Primates; Cercopithecidae
Gene: CTNND1
Product: catenin delta 1
Exons: 20
Coding region: 504-3392 (962 amino acids)
Biological process (GO): cell-cell adhesion
Cellular component (GO): nucleus; plasma membrane; cytoplasm
Molecular function (GO): protein binding
Source: RefSeq, a predicted model, not a curated record